Drosophila gunungcola (fruit fly) is the source of this 1430-nucleotide messenger RNA. Its product is annotated as androgen-induced gene 1 protein-like. The coding region runs from base 10 to 735 and encodes 241 amino acids. Gene Ontology annotation, cellular component: endomembrane system; membrane. NCBI's taxonomy places the organism in Eukaryota, Metazoa, Arthropoda, Insecta, Diptera, Drosophilidae. The record is from RefSeq and is a predicted model, not a curated record. The transcript has a single exon.
CGUUCGGAAAUGGAGCGAUGCAGCUGGGCGAACGGCGCUCGUCUGCUGCUCCACCUGUUCGCCGCCAUUAACCUGGCCAAAGCCGUAUAUCAUGACUACCGAUACGCGCAGUUGCCAGAAUUGGCGGUGACCCUGCGUCUGGAGCCACCGUUGUGGGGCAUGUUUAAGUACAUAACCUUUCUGGGUGGCCUGUUGCAGUCUGGGUACUAUGCCUUGGCGCUGACCCACGAUCUCUGGCGGCUGCCAUCCCUGCGGAAUCUGCGCGACUACAUAUUGGCCACCUUUGUCGUCCCACUGGCCCUCACGGCGAGUCUGACCUUUUGGUCACUGUAUGCAAUCGAUCGAAAUGCGAUAUAUCCGGGUCUGCUGGACUCAAUCUACCCGGGAUGGCUGAACCAUGUGCUGCACUCCUACAUCGCGGUCUACGCCCUCAUUGAGUUUGUCAGCACACGCCACAGAUAUCCGGAUCGCAGUCGGGGAUUCGUUGGACUGGCUGCCUUCAUGGCAGGAUACCUGGUAUGGAAUUACUACUUCUGGUUCAGGACCGCCAUCUGGGUGUACCCCUUCCUGGGGGGCACCGACUGGUACAUCCAAGUCCUCUACUUCGCCCUGAUCAUCGUCGUCGCCUUCGUUUACUAUCUAGUUGGAGAGCACGUCAACCGCGUCCUUUGGGUGAAAACCACCGGCGAUAUGGUAGCAAAAAAAGUUGCUUUAUUAUCAUUAGUCACGUUUUAACAUCUUCAUGCUAGGCUUAACAUCGCCUCUUAACAAAACAUGAUUUAUGUUUAUACUACAGCAUACAAAAUUGUGCAAUUUUUUAAAAAUAAUGCAGUUACAACUUAAUGAGGCUUUAUUAACAAAAAUAUUUGGGUAGACGUAAUUUAAAUUGAAUGAGCGUGAGAAAAAUAGGUGGUAUUGGAAGGUAUUUAGAGAAGAAUUGGGUGGGGGUUGUAGCGAGGCUUUGCUUCGCAGUUAAUUUAAAUUAGUUUGCACUGCUUUAGAAUACAGAGCAGCCAGUUUAUUUAACCAACGCUUUUGAAAAGGUUAUAAACCUUAAAAUCAUCUGGAUCUGAACAGAAGCCGGAUUGUUGACAAGCUGUUAAAUUUCGAUUAGCACACGCGAACAGCUGUUGAAUUGUUUGAUAAAUUCUCUGGAACAGCACGUUUGAAGAUCAUUGGGGCAUAUCACCGAAGGUCAACGGCAGCUCCCGCUAACAACAAAGGAGACAAAAUGUGUUUUAUGUUGGUGGUGCUAAGAAAGUGGAAAGUGUGUGAAAAAAAUGUAGACAUUAUUUGUCUAGCCUUCAUUAAACAAAAAUUAGGAAUUUCCUUAAAAUGUUUAUUAAACACAAAUUGAAUCGAAUUGUGUUUAGCAUACUUCAGGUAAUUUUAAUCAGAUUUGUAUUCAGAAUAACUAAAUUUAAAGUCAC